Molecule: messenger RNA, 1155 nt
Organism: Ipomoea nil (Japanese morning glory)
Lineage: Eukaryota; Viridiplantae; Streptophyta; Magnoliopsida; Solanales; Convolvulaceae
Exons: 1
Coding region: 1-1155 (384 amino acids)
Molecular function (GO): nucleic acid binding; RNA-DNA hybrid ribonuclease activity
Source: RefSeq, a predicted model, not a curated record
AUGUGGGCUGAUGACGACCACGGGGAAGGCAUGGGAUUUGGAGGUUGUUCGAGAUGUUCUAAUGAGAGGGUUGCGGAGAUGGUGGCAAACUUGCCUCUAUCGAAAUAUGAUCGUAAAGAUGCAUUAUUUUGGGUGGCGGAGAGUUGGGGAAAGUUUAUGGUCAAAAGUUGUUAUAGCGUUCUGGCUGGAGAGUAUACCACGGACGAAUGGUUGGGGUGGACUAAGAUUUGGACUCUAAAGAUACCCCCUAAAGUGAAAAUGUUAAUCUGGCAGACAUGCAACGGAUGCUUGCCCACGACUGAUAUCUUAAGAGGAAGGAGGGUGGACUAUACGGCAACGUGUAGGCUAUGUGACGCCGAGGCUGAAUCAAGUCUCCAUGUGUUCUUCAAAUGUCUAAUGACAAGGGCAUGCUGGAGAUGGAUUGGUGUACGCUUAGAGGGAGUCAGCGUCGAAUCAGUAAGUAUGGGCUUUCAAUUCCUUUUUUCGACCUUGAAUAUGAAUUGGUUGGGCUUUGCUUUGACUCUAUGCUGGAGUGCCUGGCAAUGUCAAAACAAACCUUUGUGGAAUGCGGAAGCUGUAAGUGUUGAUAAGAUUCUGUCGCUAGCUCAGAGUUUCUGGAAUGGGUGGCGUAGGGUUCAUGUGCAUGAUGAGGAGGGGGACUGUGAAAUGGUGAAUGCUAAUGUUGAACGAUGGAGGAUGCCGGUGUUGGGAAGAUGUAAGCUCAACGUUGAUGCGGCUUUUGAUCAUGGAAGUGGGGACACUGGGUCUGGCUGGGUUUCAGCGAUGGUGGCUCCUGCAACGGUGGCAAGAGAUGCCACUUCGGUUGAAUCAUUGGGAAUUCGGAAGGCCUUGAGUUGGCUGAAGGAAUGGCAAUUGACGGAGGUGGACGUUAAGAUGGAUGCGAUUUAUGCGAAGGUGGUUAUUGAUGCAGUGCAGGGAAACGCGGGAAACUCCUAUUUUGAUUUAAUCAUAGAUUAUAUUAGAAAUAUUGUAGAUUCAAUACAUGGUUUGCAAUUUUGUUUUAUUAAACGUUUAGCGAAUCAGGUCGCCCACGUAUUGGCUGGAAAAUCUGAUUCUCUUACCGAUCGUCUUGUUUGGUUUAAUGUUCCUCCUUUAUUUCUUGUUAGUGUUUUGGAGCUUGAUAAUGAGGUUUAA